AUGGACGUGGUGCCUAAGGGUUACCAGCACAUCCUGGCCUUAGCAUUUGCAGUAAAGGAGAUCAAUGAAAACCAUCACAUCUUACCAAACGUCACCUUGGGCUUCCACAUCUAUGACAGCUAUGUCAAUGCAAGGAAGACCUGUCAUGCCACAAUGCUACUUUUAUCCACACUGGAGAAAUUUGUCCCCAACUAUAUAUGUGAUAUCCAGAAUAAUCUGACAGCUGUCAUUGGGGGACUUGACACUGAAACUUCCCUUCAUAUGUCAACUAUCUUGCAUCUCUAUAAGAUUCCACAGCUCACAUAUGGCCCUGCUCCAGUGAUGAAUGAUCAAACCCCAGGAUUUUCCUUCUACCAGAUGGCCCCCCAGGAACGCCACCAAUUUGCAGGGAUCCUCUCUUUGCUUCUGCAUUUCAGAUGGACAUGGAUUGGGGUCCUUGUGAUGGAUAAUGACAAUGGAGAAAGAUUUGUGCACACUGUGCUCCCAAUGUUUGCAGAGAGUGGUAUUUGCUUUGCCUUUCAAGAAAAAAUUCCAACAAUUAGUUUUGCCACUGCAACUGAUGACAUGAUUCAAGUAGGGGCAAAAUUGCAUGAUGAAAUAAUGAGCAGCAAAGCUAACGUAGUGCUGGUCUAUGGAGAAUCUUAUGCAAUGAUAUUUUUAAGAUGGCUUCCCUAUCUAAAAAACAUAGUGCCUGUGACAAUGAAUAUAAAAGGUAAAGUGUGGAUCACAACAGCCCAGGUGUUAUUCACUUCAUAUAGCUUUCAAAGGAAUUGGGAUUUAGAUGUGUUCCAAGGCACUAUAUCUUUUGCAAUUCAUUUGCAAGAACUAGAAGGUUUUCAUCAAUAUGUUAAGAGCAGAAAUCCAUCCAUUACAGAUGGAGAUAGUUUUCUCAGGGACUUCUGGCAACAGGCCUUUGGCUGUCAAUUCCCAGAUUCCAUGGCUGGCAAGGUGCAGUGGAAUAUUUGCACUGGAGAAGAAAAGCUGGAGAGUCUUCCUGGGGAUUUUUUUGAAAUGAGUAUGACAGGCCCCAGCUAUAGCAUCUACAAUGCUGUUUAUGCCGUGGCCCAUGCUUUGCAUGUGUUGAUCUCAUCUAACUUCAGAGGAAUGGUUCACAAAAAGAGACAGAAGGAUUGGAACCAACAGUUUUGGAAGCUCCACCGCUUUUUGAGAAGUAUCACAUUUAACAACACUGCAGGAAAUGAGGUCUCCUUCAACCAGUAUGGAGAGGUACUAAGUGGCUUGGAUAUUAUCAACUGGAUUAUUUCCUCCAACCAAUCCUUUCAUAGAGUGAGAAUUGGAAGAAUGGACCCAAAGGCUUCUCCAGAUCGUGCAUUUACCCUUGAUGAAGAUGCCAUAACAUGGCACAGCUGGUUUAACCAAGUUCAGCCUCAUUCCGUAUGUACUGUGAGUUGCCAACCUGGAUCUAGCAAGAAAGUGAAGGAAGGGGAGCCUUUUUGUUGCUACGAUUGCAUCCCAUGCCCAGGUGGGAAGAUUUCAAACAGGGAGGAUAUGAAUGACUGUAAUAAAUGCUCAGAUGAAAACUAUCCUAGCAAGAGGCAAGAUACAUGCAUUCCCAAGGAUAUAAGCUUCUUGUCUUAUGAAGAGUCUUUAGGCAUUAGUUUAGCCUUCCUUUCUCUUUCCUUUGCAUUAAUCACAGCACUGGUGCUGGGAAUAUUUCUGAAGAACCACAAGACUCCCAUCGUCAAAGCCAACAACCGAAACCUCACCUACACUCUCCUCAUCUCCCUACAGCUCUGCUUUCUUUGUGCUUUAUUAUUCAUUGGCCAACCAGAGAAUGCAACAUGUCUCCUCCGACAAACUGCUUUCGGCAUUAUCUUCUCAGUAGCUGUUUCUUGUGUGCUAGCAAAGACUAUCACAGUGGUUUUGGCUUUCAUGGCCACCAAACCAGGUUCCAGGAUGAGGAAGUGGGUGGGGAAAAGACUGGCCUACUCCAUUGUUCUUUCCUGUUCCCUUAUUCAAACAGGCAUUUGUAUUGUGUGGCAGGCAACCUCUCCCCCAUUCCUAGACGUUGACAUGCACUCACUGACUGAUAAAAUUAUACUAGAAUGUAAUGAGGGGUCUGUGACUAUGUUUUACUGUGUCCUCAUCUACAUGGGCUUCCUGGCAAUUGUAAGUUUGACUGUGGCUUUCCUUGCCAGGAAGUUGCCAGACAGUUUCAAUGAAGCCAAGUUCAUCACUUUCAGCAUGUUGGUCUUUUGUAGCGUUUGGUUAUCUUUUGUUCCUAGUUACUUGAGCACUAAAGGGAAAUAUAUGGUAGCCGUGGAGAUCUUCUCUGUCUUAGCUUCUAGUGCUGGGUUGUUUGGUUGUAUUUUCCCCCCAAAGUGUUAUAUUCUUUUGUUGCAGCCUCAGCUGAACAACAGGGAACAGCUUAUCAGAAGAAAAGAGUGA
This is a messenger RNA of Podarcis raffonei (Aeolian wall lizard), 2409 nucleotides long. Its product is annotated as vomeronasal type-2 receptor 26-like. Gene Ontology annotation, molecular function: G protein-coupled receptor activity. NCBI's taxonomy places the organism in Eukaryota, Metazoa, Chordata, Lepidosauria, Squamata, Lacertidae. Gene Ontology annotation, biological process: G protein-coupled receptor signaling pathway. The record is from RefSeq and is a predicted model, not a curated record. The coding region runs from base 1 to 2409 and encodes 802 amino acids. The transcript is spliced from 6 exons. Gene Ontology annotation, cellular component: membrane.